AUGAAUAUGGAAGACUACAGCGUCUUUGUCAUCUCCUACGAGGACAGAAACUUCCAGGGUCGCUUCCACGAGUGCAACAAUGACUCCAGCGAGCUGCACGUGCACUUCAGCCGCUGCAGCUCCAUCAGAGUGGAGGGAGGAUUCUGGGUAAUCCAUGAGAGACCAAACUACAUGGGCUACCAGUAUGUGCUGAGCCCUAGACAGUAUCCAGACUACACAACAUUCAACAUGAAGCAACACCAUGAAGACCAUGAGAUAGAUGGUCAAUGUCCUUGGAUCUUCUAUGAGCUUCCCACCUGCAGAGGGAACCAGUUCCUGCUGGAGAGGAGCGAGUACAGACGGUACUCUGAGUGGGGGGGCAUGCAGCCCUCUGUAGGAUCCGUCCACCGGGUUAAGGAACACUAA
This is a messenger RNA of Seriola aureovittata, 405 nucleotides long. RefSeq names its product gamma-crystallin M2-like. Gene Ontology annotation, molecular function: structural constituent of eye lens. Gene Ontology annotation, biological process: visual perception; lens development in camera-type eye. The transcript is spliced from 3 exons. The record is from RefSeq and is a predicted model, not a curated record. The coding region runs from base 1 to 405 and encodes 134 amino acids. NCBI's taxonomy places the organism in Eukaryota, Metazoa, Chordata, Actinopteri, Carangiformes, Carangidae.